UCAGAGCGAUUGUUUGUUCGGCUUUGGGUGUCAGCCGCUUUGUAAAUUUUUUAUUGUAAUAAUUAAACUAAUAACCAGCCAUAUCUUUUGGUAAAUGAACUGGAGGAUGGUUUAACUAUCGUGCAAUGUGUUUUAUAUUACGGGAUCGUGUGUAGUGUACGUGUAAAGCUGCUUCUUCCGCCAUGACAAUGGUGAACUUGGUCGGGAAGUACACCAUAACGUUUGUGCUUUAUUUUGGGUGUAUCUUAUCUUGUUAUCCGGUUUUUGGUCAAGAUACACCAGAGAUAUUGGACGUGCAGCUACUUAACGGGACCCUCGGCUUUGAUGCCAACAUCACCUGCAGUGUUAUGCCAAUCGAAGUUACUGUGGAAUGGCUAUUCAAUGGUGAACCACUUAAAAUUGAUGGCAGAAUACACCAACACGCCCAAGAGAGGCAGCUACAAGAGAAAGACCUCGACGGCAACCCGCGCAAGUACAAAUCGUACAACCUGACCCUCACCAACGCUACCACCACCGAUGACGGCAACUAUACGUGCAGAGCUAAACUGGGGGAUGCGAAGGUGGAGAGGAGUGUUGUUUUGGACCUCAGUUAUCCUGGCAGACUUGUGAAUAAAACCGCGGGGCCGAUAAAGGAAAAUGUCACAGAGCAAGCUAAUGUUACGAUGAUGUGUGUUUUUGAAGUUUACAAAACCACUGAAGUUAGAUGGUGGAAGAGAGGAAAGGACGACGACAUAAUCGAAUUAACAACAAAACCGGCGAAACGAAUCAAUCUCAAGCAAAUCAAAAGCCAAUACGAUCUACACAUCCGAAACCCAGAAGACAACGGCACUUACGUCUGCGAAGUUUUCGACCCUGUCAAUUCUACCAAUGUCACUGGAGAAAUUGACGUCAUAAUAUACGCAGCACCACAAGUUGUCAUAGACACUGUCAUACCCAUCAGUGCGUCACAAUUAUUCCUAAACUGGACCAUAAAGUCAUACAACUCAGAUAUAAUUGGCUACUACUUGAUGUACCGAAGACUGCCUUCGACAAACUUCAAUCAGUACACGCAAGAGAAGAUCGGUGUCAAAAACAUAUCAUUUGUGAUGGAGGGCUUGGAAAAGUCUACACAAUACCAGUUGAGACUCGAAGUUGCUACAACGUAUGGGAGGAGUAAGCCUCAUACUUAUGAAUCUACUGUCACAACUUUGGAUAAAGAUCCGAUAUUUGUGCCUAAUAUUUCAAUUAAUGGUUUCUCGGCUACAUCUGUGACGAUUGGUUGGGCAGCUCCACCUAAGGAUAUCGAGGAGUUGAUCCAUUACUAUUUGUUGGAGGCGAGGAAGAUGAAUGAGGUGGCUCCGAGGAGAGCGUACCAUUCCAGGGAUAACAGGAAUCUGCCAUACAUGUUUGAUAAUCUGGAACCCCACAGCACAUAUGUUUUUAGGGUAUGCGCAUGCUCCGACUUCACGAAGCGCUGCGGCAACUGGUCGGCCACCAUGCCGGCGGCGACGGGCGACGGCAUCCCCGGCCGGCCCAGCAACGUCACGGUGCACUGCGCCAGCAGCUGGAUCAACCUCACCUGGCAGCCGCCGCUCAAGCCCAACGCUGAGAUCAAAGGCUAUACGAUGGAGUUAACUGGCAAUGCAACAUACAGAGAUCGGUUUGGGAUAUUGCAGAAGGACAGCUGGGGACCGCUCUCUAAGUUCAAGACAAACGAUUCCAGAAGCGAAAGAUUCGAGGAGCUGCAGCCGAACACCAACUACACGAUCCGGCUGAGCGCCAUGACGCGCACGCGCAGACGGGGGGACGAGGAGGUGCGGCACUGCACCACGGCGCCCGCGCCGCCCGACACGCCGCCCAAGCCGCGCUGGAGGAAGGUGUUCGCAGACGACAAAUACGUGUUUCCCGUCGAUCUACCACGAAUAACGGAACGCAACGGACGUAUAUGUUGCUACAGGAUAUACAUAGUGCGUUUGAGACCACACCCUGAUUGGAGCAACCUACCCCCACCGAGGGACAUGACGGUGGUGGACUAUGAGGAGGCGCAUGGGGUCCAACCAGUUUUGGGGGCGUAUAUCACCGAUGUGUUCUCAAAUGACAGAUUCCCUCCAGAAUCAGAACUCAUAAUGGGUGAUGGCAGAUCCUACUACGACAAAGAUGACCCUGGCCUAAACUGGGAGUCUUGCCGGCGCUGCCUCAAGAAGCCGAGGAGGUCCUACGACAUACCGCCACCUGCGCCCAAGCCACCCACCACCACCAUGCCACCUACCACAACUAGAGACGAGUUCUUUGAGGACGAGAUAGAUACCACCAUGGAACCGGAUGAGGAGAAACGUUCACGGAGAUCCUAUAUGGAUAUUGAAAGGGACUACAUGAAGAAUCCAAUGAUGAUGGACAACAAACUGGUGGAGAUCGAGGUCAAAGAGGACUUGCAGGUCAAAGACGGUCUGCUAGACCCGGCAGCUAACUAUACACUUUACGUCGAGUUGAUUCCUGGUUCAGAGCAAGACGAGCCCUUGUUCAGUGACUACGUCAACGCGCUGAUGCCCGCCGCGUCGCCGGUAGCGCCGCCGCCCACCACGCCACUGGAAAUUGCUUUAUUGUGUCAACUAGCCUAUUAUUUUGUUUCCAGAUACGUAGUGGGUCACAUAGGCGGCAGGCAACAGUUGCUGAGUGCGGCGCCUCCGGACAUGCCGCCCAUCGCUAAAGAAGAUCUGGCCGCCGCAUACGCAGAGAGACAAGCCGACUCUGACUAUGGAUUCCAGAAAGAAUUUGAAUUGUUACAGAUGCUCCCGGACUGCUUCCCGGACCGCACGACGCACGCGUCCGAGGCGCGCGAGAACCAACCCAAGAACCGCUACCCGGACAUCAAGGCGUACGACCAAACCCGCGUGAAGCUCUCGCAGAUUGACGGCAUCACUGGCUCCGACUACAUCAACGCCAACUACGUCAUGGGCUACAAGGAACGCAAGCAAUUCAUCUGCGCCCAAGGUCCGACAGACACCACGGUGAACGACUUCUGGCGCAUGAUCUGGGAGCACGGGCUGGAGCUGAUCGUGAUGCUGACCAACCUCGAGGAGUACUCCAAGGUGAAGUGCAGCAAGUACUGGCCUGAUGAUGUGAGGGGCGUGCGCGCCUUCGGCAACAUCACCGUGCACCAUGUGUCUGAGAAACGAUAUUCAGAUUAUAUUGUGAGAGAGCUGAAGAUAUCGAAGCAGCCCCUAAACUCUGACGGACAACCUAUUGUUGAAAACAACGGAAUUGCUAAGCGGAAUGGAGACUGCGGCAUGAGCGACGCGAGCGCGCCCACGUCCCCGCGCGACGCCAAGUGCGAGACGCGGCUGGUGCGCCAGUACCACUUCCUCAUGUGGAAGGACUUCGCGGCGCCGGAGCAUCCGCACUCCAUACUCAAGUUCAUCAAGAGGGUGAACGAGGCGUGGUCCAACAUGGUGGGGCGGCCGGUGGUGGUGCACUGCUCGGCCGGCGUCGGCAGGACGGGCACGCUGGUCGCGCUGGACUGCCUGCUGGAACAACUGCGGGCCACCGGGCUGGCGGCUGUGUUCAACACCGUCGCCGAGCUGCGGCGCCAGAGGAACUUCCUCGUGCAAUCGCAGAAACAAUACGUUUUCGUGUACCGUGCGCUGGUGGAGUACGCACACUACGGCGACACGGAGAUUCCCGCCUCUAGGCUCAAGAGUGCAAUCGACCGGCUGAGGAAUACGCCCGAGGGGGCUGAUAAGUGCCUCAUGGAACAUGAGUUUGAGAAAAUGAUGGACCCACCGGUCGCGGAGCCUGUGAAGUCGUGCGCGGCCGGCGGCGCCGACGAGCUGCGCGCGCGCAACCGCAGCGCCGACUGCCUGCCCUACGACCGCAACCGCGUCAUCCUGGCGCCCGUGCCCGGCAGGGACUACUCCACGUACAUCAACGCCUCCUUCAUUGAGGCGUACGAUAACACGGAAGGUUUCAUCAUCACCCAGGACCCUCUACCCAACACCAUCAUGGACUUCUGGAGAAUGGUCGCCGAACACAACGUGUCCACCAUUGUCAUGUUAAGCGAGUUGGGCGAGGGCAAGUGCCCGCGGUACUGGGACGACGGCACGGUGCAGUACGAGCACAUCUCCGUGGAGUACGAGGAGAGCGAGUCCUGCCCCUACUACACGCGGCGCCAGUUCCGGCUCACCAACAACAAGAGCGGCGAGUGGCGCUGCGUGCGGCACCUGCAGUACCAGGGCUGGCCGACGGCGGCGGGGCACGUGCCCGAGGUGACGCGCGGGCUGGCCGAGCUGGCGGAGCUGGCGGCGCCCGUGGAGCCGGCGCCGCGCCCGCCGCUGCUGGUGCACUGCAGCACGGGCACGGAGCGCUCGGCGCUGUUCGUGGCGCUGUGCGUGCUCGUCUGGCAGCUGCGGCUGGAGCGGCGCGUGGACGUGGCGUGCGUCGCGCGCAAGGUGCGCUCGCAGCGGGCGCGCACCGUCGACACCUUUUUGCAGUACGAAUUCCUACACCGUGCCAUAUUAAACUACGCGGAGCUACACAAUCUACUGGAAGACAGCUAAGCGUUGCGCAGUGCUCACUAAAACUCAAUCUUAUCGCUCAAGAAACACGAGCCAAAACCGUUUGACUCCAAAAAAGAGGCUAGAGCCAAUCCCGAUUCGCCUUGCCUAAUUGAUAGGCGAAAAUAGCUCUUAAGACGACGUAUGUAUGGUUAAAAAUCGCUUGGACUGAGAACUUUUUUUAUAAUCGAUGAAAAUUAGUGAUGUAAAGAAUAUCGAUCCUUCACGAGUAUAAAGUGUAUAUUGUAUUGAUUAAGAGUAAAUUAAUGAUACGAAUUUACAUACUUUUUUAUGAAAAAGUGCUAUGUUUAAGGUGCAUUUACACUUAACUGAAUUGACUCAAAUAGGUUAUUGAUUAAUGACGUUAUGCUUUUGUCACGGUAUUUUCCAAUAAUCUAAUUGGUCUUUUUCGCGACAUAUUCGCUUUAGUCGAAAUGCACCUUAAAUAUUUGAACAAUUCGUAAUUUGUUCAUUUUUUUUUCUUGUUUUGUUGUAUUGUUAUUGUAAAACUCAGUGUCGUUUUGAGUCCAGUGUAUACAAAAUAGAUUCAUCUUUGUAUUAGAAGAUAAAUGUAAUAAUUUUACAAAUAAAUAUGUUGCCAUAGCUAAAGAAAGUUAAAAUUACCACACUAUUUUCAGUUUUAUCGAUAAACUAUAAAACAACUAUUCGUUACGUCACUAAUGUAAUAUAAAUUUUUAAACCGAAGAUAAUUACUGUAUCUGCAUUUUAAUACAAAUUACAGAAUCAAAAUAGAUAUAAGCAAUAGAAUUGUAAUGGUUUAGCAAUCAUACAGUUUGGGAACCAACGAAUGUACGAAGUAAUGCGGCCUACAAAUUAGCUUACUUUAUGGCAAACUACCCUUAUCGAUAUCGACAUGGUGAUUAUGUAUUUACGAUUGUACAUCAAAUUGCCAAAAAACUGUUAGUUUUACAUACAACAUUUUCAUUGCUUAUUUAUUUUAUUCGUUUUUAAUGAUAUAGUAAUUUUAAUUUUAUUAUUUAUUAUAUACACCAUUAUAAUAAAUAUAGAAUAUUUAUUUAGAAAAAAAAAAUAUUAAAUAAACGAUUUAAAAAUACAUGCAAUUUUAAAAUUCUUCGUUAUUGGAGCAAUUUAUUGCUAAAUCGCUAUUUGUUUAUUUUACACACAUCACACAGUCGUUUAAUUUACAAAAAUUCUAACGUAAACAUGGUUUCGUUUACAAACAAUUAUAGUUUCUUUGUGGCAGCUCGGCAAUAUUUCGGUAUCAAUUUGGCUCUUUUACGUUUUUUCUUUGUUUUUGCGAGAUUAACUUUUUGUUUGUUCCCUAACUGUAUGAUUGAUAUACCUUAGUAUUUAGGUUAUCGUCUCAAGAUUAAAAAUAUCGGUAUAUAUAUUUAUUAAUGUUGCCAGAACUGAGUGUAGCUGUAGUGCGCUUUUAUAUACUUCAUUGGCAGAAUACAUUGGCUUAGUUAAAAUAUACAGUAUAGUGUAUACUAUAAUAAAUAACAUUUGUUAUUUAAAUGUUUAUGUUCAAAAUGUUGGUAGCUAAAUGUAAAACGGGGUGGGGGGCAUGACGAUAGAGGAAGAACAAGAAAUAGUGUUUUUUUUUUUAAUUUAGCUGGCGAUUAUUUAAUUUUUUUCAAAUUUUUAUUACAAUUAUAAUUAUAGUAUACAGUAUAUAGUACCUCAGUAGUAGUAUACAGUACAGUACGACUCGUGCUGGUAUAUAGGAUUCAGUGAUUAUAUUCCGUGUCUCUUUAUAUGUAGUGUCAAUAGCGCUUAGUUAGACUAAUAUAAUAAUUAUUUCCCCAAAACUCAAUAGGUAAUUUUCCCAAAAAAAUAAUUUUAGGUAAAAAAAUCUUAAGAUAUCGAACAAAAUUAAAUAUGGCUAUGAAAUAAGGGUGAGCACACAAUUGCGACAAGUUAGCGACUUGUGUUUCAUACAAAAAAAAACACGCUACUAUUUAUGUCUUUACUGUCUCGAAUUACACUACAAAAAAGCAGACGAAGAGUUUUUAAAAACUGUCAUGUCUGUUACUAUAUUAUAGAGAGCUUGUCUAUAGAGAGCAUAGACAAGCUCUCUAUAAUAUCUGCUAAUAACGCUAAUAUCUGUUUCUUUUUGAAGUAAAACUUCUUUAAGAACGCUUGAGUAAGCUUAUACGUUACGAAAAGUGUAACACAACACGAACGUUAAGAGGUAGAGCUAAAGAAGUUUUACAUCGGUCAUGUAAUUUAAGCACAGUCGCCACAAAUAUAAUUUUUAGUCCAUCGUUCAGCAAUAUUCACAGUAUUCAUUGUUCAAAUGAUCCCACAGAAUUUGGAUGCAAUUGCUGGCGUGACUAUUCGAAUUUAUCGCCUAUGGAGACACCUUAGGGAAACGACAAAAGUUUUAAAACAAAAUGUCGCCAUUGUGUGCUUGUCCUAUUCGUUUUAUGAGUGUACAAAUAAUUUUGUUGCCAUGAACAUAAAUGUUUCUACAAAUCGAAUAAUUAAAUGUAAAUUGUAGCUUACAUCCGUGUUUCGUUUAUAUAACCAGACUUAGUGUAGAUCUGACUUGUCACGUACUUUUAUUUAUAUGCAUAUAAUAUAAUUAAUUAGUUUUUAUAAAGUUCGCUAUCCGUAUUUCAUACUCGCACUUUAUACUUCGUAGAGAAUCACCAUUAUAGGCUAAGAGACGGUGCUGUGGUUCUACAUUAUGAAUUGCAACACUUGAAAAUAAUUAUCUUUCUAAAUAAUAUAUUUUUUUUAUAAAAUACCUACCUCACUAACUAACCUAACCAUGAAAAAAUCAGUAUUAAAUCACUAUCUAAUUAAAUUAAAAAAAAAUAUGACAUUAUGUCCAUUUAUGCUUGAUGAUUUUAUAUUUUAAAAUAUCUUUAUAGAUCUCCUAAUCUGCCCCAUUCCGAAGGCAUUUAUGUAUUUUCAAAAAUGAUGCAGUAAUGAAAACUAGUUUGAACAUACCUAUUUUAGAUUUCAUAUCAUAAAAAUUUUAAAAAAUAUAAAAUGUCUAUACAAAACUACUUCUGUAAAAUACCAAGUAUAAAUUAAUUUAUUCAUAUUAUCAGUAUUAAAGAAGCUUGAAAAAUAAAUUAAAAGAUUUUGACGAAAUUGCCUUUAUAGUAGCAAGUCUUAAAGAUAAUUAUUUUCACGUAUCCUAUUGGUUUAAGAGAUAUCGCCACCGUCUCUUGGAGUAUAAUUAAUUUAGUGGGGCAGCUUUUGUACAACUUUUCUACUUUUGGUAUGUGAACAUACCAAAAAAACGUGUCCAAAGAUAGUUGGGGGUAGAGGAUAUAUUAUUAUAACCGAGUUAUUGUAAUUAUUAUUAUUAUUUGCGUAUGAAAUGUUGACUAGAUGGAACUUUGUCGGUGUAAAAUAUGCAAACAAAAAUGAUACGAGUAAUAGAGAGAAUAUAAAUGCAAAUGUAAGUUUGUUUGUGUGUUACUUUUUUACGGUUAAGCCACUAAACCGAUUUUUUUGUCCAAUUGAAAGCUAAAUUAUAGGCGAGUAAUAAAAGCGAUUUUUUUUUAUUACGGACGGACGGAAAUUACAUAUUAUAUUAUUUUUCUCAUAUUUGCUAAACAGGUAAUUAUUUUCAUUCAUAAUUAUUCAGCACCAUGAUAAAAGUAACAAAUGAAAAAAAAUAUUGGAAAAAUUAAAAAAAAUUACCCUAUAAGCAUUUUUUUUUAAAUUUGCUUGCGGUAAUACUUUUUUUCAUUGAUUAAUUCGUAUUGAAUUUCAAUGUCUGAUAGGAUUUUCAUCUGGUGAGCAUUUUGAACGCAAUAUUAAUGUAUAUUUAUUUUUUUAUUCGCCAUAUUAAGCAUUUUUGUAAUCGUUUCUUUUUAUAUAUGAGUUUAUAAUAAAAAUACAUAUAAAUUACGUAAAAAAAAAAUAUAAAGAUAAAUAUACUGGUUUUGAAAAAACCUUCAAUUACUUUCAAGGGCCAAUCGUGUACCCCAAUCGAGCACAAAUUGUAUAUAAAGGCCCGUGCAUACUGUUACACAAGUAAAGAAUAAUGUUACAUGAAUUUCUUUAUGUAAAUAUUCAUUAAUUAUUAUAUUGACCGUAUUAUAAUAAUAAUUUAGUAUAAUAAUUAAAAAAAAACAAUUUAAUGUUUUGGUCAUCUCAAAUCGCCAUUUAUACCACUUGAAGUAGUGUUAGGUAAUAACAUAGGUUACAAGUGUCCGUUUUCUUGUUUUUAACUAAAUUUUUGAUUGAAAAUAUAAAAAAAAAACAAAAUUCGGACUUGUCACCUGAUUUUGAUUUUCGCAAAUAGCGAAAUUGUCAAAGUAAUUUUUUUAAUUUUUUUUUUUGGUAAUUUAUUAACGUUUUAGCGAACUUUUCGAGUUAGAUUGAAAAUAUUACAAAAAUGUAUUUAGAAAGUCGGUCUUGUCACGUGAUUUUAAUAUCAUUGUUGAAUUAUUGUUAUUUUUUUUUGUUAUUUUUUUUUAGUAAUUUGUUAUUUUUGUCAUAUGUUUGAAUUACAAUAAAUAGUUAAAUUUAAAAAUAUAUAAUACUAUCUUCGUAUAAGCCAAUAACUUUCAGAGAAAUUCCUGGAUAAAAUGACAACAGUAUGCACAGGUCUUUAUAUUUUUUUUUUGAUGUAUUUACUUUGAUGAUUUGGAUGAUUGUUUUUUUUUUCUUUUUUGUUUUUUCUUCACUGACGUCACAGUGUUUAUAUAUGAAAUUGUGUGGCGUCGUACGACUGUCUAUGCUAUAUCGUAAGUUAGGUUAGGUUAUGUAUUUUUUAGAUUUUGUAUGAGCUAUUAAUAAUAUAAUUAAUUAUAGUAAUAUAAAUAUUAAAUAAUACAAUUUUACUGUUCACAAAACUUGACAGCACGGUUUUUACAAAUCUCGAGGGAACCGUGAAUUUUCCAGUAUAAAAACUAGCCUACAUAUAAUCUAGAUUUUUCGUAUGUUGUUCUAGUGAAAGUCCUAUUAAUAUCGGUUCAGUCGUUCUAGAGAUUAGCCCAAACAUACAGACAGACGAAAAUUCUAAAAGUUUCAAUGUUUUCUAUUUUACUCCCGUGUGUCAAGUUUUGUGUGUGUUUGUGUUAAAUUGGCACUAACAUGUUGUAAAUGGGUGCGUGCGAUUGAUUAUUUUUUAAAUAAUAUAUCAAAAACUAAAUGCGAUAGUCAUACGCUAUCAAAUUCAUUUUUGGCUUUUCAGAAUGUUAUGACACUACUGUUAUGUUAUAAUGUAUAAUCGACAAUAUUAAUAAAACAAAAUAUUCAAAAAUGACAGACAGACAGAAAGUAGAAGAUAAUGUAGGUAGGUAGGAAAAUUCGGUAAUUUUCCAUUUUGUGUACUGAACCCUAAAAAUGUCGGUUGGGCCUAAUCGGCCCUAAAAAAACCCUUAAAUUAACUAAAUGGGUAGGUAUAAAAGUAUUUUUUGCCUUUAUACUGUUUUUGUAUUUUUUUUACAAUUUUCAUAGGCCGUUGUGUUUGGGUGGUUUCUGAAUUGGACCGUUUAUUAUUUAUAUGUGUUUGUACCCACAUAACUUUGUCGUUUAGGAACCGAUUUUGAUAAUAAUUCUUUUUUUUUGUCUUUUGUCGAUUAUACAUUACUGACUGUUCUAAUGUUGAAGUACGUUCAGACGUAAUAAUAUACGUUAAGGUAAAUACCAUGGUUUCGUUUAAGAUCUUGUUUGAAAAAUGCUAAAAAUUACUAAUAAGGAGAUGAUCUAAAAUUGUAUCAACUCCAGGCUAGUACGCCUAAGAAUAACAGAGAUUAGGAGAUAUUUUUGACUAAAUAUAGCAUUCUUUCUCAUCGCAACGAAUGAAAUGGACGAUAAUUAUCUUUUGCGUUGCGAUGUGAUGAAAGUCGUACCGCCACUUAGCGUUCCGGUACGAUGUCGAUUUUCAUCUCCCUCCUAACAAUUUAGCCUGAUUCCAUCUUAGAUUGCAUCAUCACUUAAUUAUCAUCAGGUGAGAUUGUAGUCAAUGGCUAACUUGUAAAAAAUAAAAUAAAAAAGAGAGCUAUAUUUAGACAAAAUUGUCUCGAAACUCUAGACCAGACACGGCCUAAUGGUCCCUCUUUAAGGUAGAAGCAUACUAAACACGCUUCGCGUCGCGGUGCGUGCUGUUAUCGUCUUGAAUGUGCUUCUAACUGUGACCCAAAAAAUAUCGAUGAAAUGUUAUUUGGUUAAAUGUAAGUACAUUAAAACGGGGUCUGCAUGAUUUCGCUAAGGGACGAAAAGUCUGUGAUAGCCACACCUUCCUCACUUUAUUAAAGACGUGAGUUUAUCAGCACAUGCUUCUACUAUAGGUAAGUAAGGUAGUCAUAGAGUUUAGACUUUGGUGACUUUGAGAGGUAGCAAAGUCCUCAAUUGGGUAUUUGACAUUUUUUUAUUGUUUAAAUUAAGAGUAUGCUAUUAGUAAAGCAAUUUCAAUUUUCGUAGAUAUAGGGUAUUGUGGUGUUGUCGAGGAAUGCUUUAAAACAGCACGUAUUAAAUACGGAAGGAUCAUGACGUCACGCUCAAAUUAUUUGGUUCGUAGGGGGAGACAAACAAAAUUACAAAUAUUAUUUGUGAUUUUGUUUGUUUAAUAAAAAUGUUACAUUGAAUGUAAAGAACCUAAUUAUAGUAUAUGAUUUUCUAAUCUAAAUUUUUCAAAAGAAUAUUGAUUAUUUUUGAAAUUUUAUAACCUUAUUUUUAUUUUAAUCAUUCCCAGAAUUGUUGUUUUUAAAUAUUAAUUAAUAUUGACUUCACGUUCCUAAUGUCUCAUAAAAUUCAAUAUAUAUAUUUAAAAGAUUAAAAUGCCCAAUUGGACAAUUGGGCAAAAGUAAUUAUUUGAUAUUUUCUAUGGUAUAUGAGACAUGGCUACUCUUCAAGAGUGUUUCUUCAAAAAUUGUCGCGAAGUGCACUGGCUUGGCGAAUUGAGACAUGAUUUCUGAAGAAAAUAUUAUACAGUUGUUUUGUACUUGGACGGUUAAAAGUCACCACAAAUCGAACACUAUCGCACUUGCCUAUACAGAAGCAUGAGCUGACAAACAUUCAGUUUUUAUAAAAUUAGGAAGAUGUGGCUACUACAGGUUCCCGUUCUAUAAACAAUGAGGCUCAUUUUGGUAAAGUGUUAGAUUAAUUCAAAUGACUGCAUCAACUCCAGUGUCGCUAAAUAAUAAAUAAUAACUAUCAAUUAAAGUAAUUAUUAAUUUGACUGUUUUUACAUAUUUUAUCAUUCAUCAUCAAUCAUCGUCGUAAAGAGUUUCAAACAUUAAUGGUCUAUGUUCGGCCGACUACUAAAAUGUUGUCGUAAUCUGAGACCUAUCCAAGUUAACAGUAGGUACAUUGAUUUGUCAUAUUAUGUCGAGGAAAAUUACAGUUAUACCCUUAUGAAAUGAUACCAAAUACUCUAAUGUCCAAGACAAAGUACUAAGGACAAUAUUUUUACAUAUUUAUUACCGAAAGGAGUGUGGAUUUUCAUCCUCCUCCUAACAAGUUAGCCCGUUUCCAUCUUAGACUGCAUCAUCACUUACCAUCAGGUGAGAUUGUAGUCAAGGGCUGACUUGUAAAUAAUAUAAUAAACUAAAAAAAAAAAAAUAAUUAUGUAAACUUCAGUUUGAUAUUACGAUCAUAGAUUGUUAUAAAUAUUUCUAUUCUUUAUUGCAGAACAAUCAUACAUCCUCUCUGACUAAUUUAAACCAUAAAUUACACACCAUAGGGUAUUUUGUUUUUUUUUUUACGUGUUUCCGAACGUAACUCCUAGUGGAACUUUUUGUGGAAGAAUAAUUCCCAAGAGUUUUAGGGGGCAAACACUUAACCGUCCAAAUAUAAAGUGUAUUAAAGAGUCAAAUAAAGGCACCACAGUCCAAUCUCUAUAUUUGGCUACAGUAUUACAAUACAUAGACUGACGAACAUCAGUAUUCACAAAAUGAGUUAUAGUGAAACACAAAAGAGUAGAAAAUAAAUAAGGGCGCUGUAGUCACUUAUUUGUAGUUCUUAGUGUAACCCUGUGUACUGUCAUCCACUCAGGAUCUCACUAUACCUUGAUACUUGAUAAUAAUUUAUAUUUUGCCCUAUUAGUAUUGUAAAAUACCUACAUCACUAUUUAGCUCCGAGCAUCAAGUAAUAUUAAUGGGUGUCAUGAUAACUGAUUUAAUAAUUUACAUGUAUUAAAUUUUAAAGACGUGUGGGUCUUCUCUGGCCCAUGUGAACGGGCGGGGGUUCGGGCUUCGAGGCAACGCCUCCUUGCCCGGGGGUGUCGCGGGGUACCUUGCUCCCCCGGUGUUUUCUUCCAAUCCCUCCCGGGGUUGAGGAUUCCGGGGAGAAGGAUGUUUUAAAGAAAGUAAAUCUCAUCUAAAUAAAUGUUAUUUUAUUGUAAUUUGUCUGGUAAUUAUCCGAAUUUCCACUAUGAUUUUAGUGAUAAAAGUAUCAAUAAUAAUUGGUUGCUCUAUAAUGACUUCUAUGUGAUGACUGAUGAAUGACAGUAAAUGUUGCCACACGGCAAAUUCGUUAAUUCCAUUUUUAUGAACUUCUACUCUUUUACGUCGCACAGUAGAGAUAGAGCAUAGAUUAAAUAUGGUUAUCCUCUUUUGAUUGAUACAGGUCUCAAAAUGCGACAGCAUUUUCGUAAAAAAAAAAUAAGCUACCACCCACACAAAAUUUUUACCUCCAAAAGUGGAGAGUAUAAAGAUCUCGUAAACAAUUGUGUUCAAUAUAAUUUAGUAUUGUGACUCAUGCGGACUCCCGGCGCGACUGAUGUGUUUUUUUUUUUUAUAAUUAGCUUUUAUUGAAAUUAAACAGCGUAUGGUAGGAGUGUUGCGAUUUUUUAUAUAAAAAAAGUAGUUUUUAAGCUAGUGUAAGUGUUUAGGGACAGCUUGAGAAAUUUGUUUGUCUGUACCAUUGAUUUGUAUUUAUGAUAAAAGUGACGCUGUUUUAAAUACAGGUAUAAGAGGCUUAAAAACCGUGUCUUACAGUGAAUUUCAUAGAUGUUGUAGGGGCACCCCCAGGGGUCCGCCCGCCGAGUGUCUAAUUCUCAAACGCAUAGGGGUUAAAUUCGACACUCAGCGGGUGAAUGAUCCCCUGGGGGUGCCCCUAUAACGUGUAUGAAUUCCUGUUACAGUGCAGUAUAUGAUGUCUGCUUUAUGACCCUUCAAUGUCCCUUUAUGUCCCUUCAAUGUGUUACUUUGUAGAAAGCGAUGCUGUAUCAACGGCUCUAGCCAUGUUAGUUACUAAUACAUAACUAUUCUCUUUCUACAAUCGCUAUCGCUUUGACAAUUAAAAAAUGUAUGGGAAAGGUGGUUCGAUCCUCGCCCUGUUAGACUAUUGUCGUACCCACUCCUAAUAGUCUUUCCUGACUAGUUGGAGGGGAACGGAAAAAAGGCAUUUGUCAUCACGUGAUAAACCUAUCAAUCGGAUAUGUCAUUCCCAUGCAUUUUUUUUAGUUUUCGGAGCGUUAGAGUUCUAUUUUAGGCAUAGGUUUUAAGCCUCAUGUGCCUCUAACUUUACCGGAAAUACCCUUCGGACAAAAAACAGCGAUGCUUGAGGGUAUAAUGGAAAACUUUCAAGAAAUAAAAGUUAUAGUUAAUUUUGUAUUAGAUAAAAAUAUUCUAAAAAUUAUACUAAAUAUUUUUGGGAUGAUUAUGAAAUCUUCAAAAUUACGCACAAAUAUAUUUUUAAGAGCGAUAUUUGCAUUUGAAAAUGAGCAUACGCGUUUUUGGAAAAUCGAUUGAUUUUAAUGAAUUAAAAAAUUAUGUAGCAGCUUUAAAAAAAUAUAACGGCCUUUUUGAGAUGUGACGAUUUAUAAACAAAAUUGUGUACAUGCAAACAAUUUUCUCAUUCGACAAACUCUGUUGCGGAGUGCGAAAAUUUAAAAAUGGAAUUAAUUAGGCAACGCAGUUUCAAUUGAAUGAAAUCGAUAGCGAUUGCGAACUGCGUUGCGUGAUUGACGCCCCCCAGUUUAGUUGCUUGUUAUACUAAAACGCGCUUGUAUACAGAUAUAUUUCUCUCUAGUCUUCUGCUCAUGCCUGAACGCAUUUUUAUACCCUUAUACUGUAUUUUUUUCAUAAUUUGUAUUAUAACUUGACCAGGAAGGUAAAAUAAAAGAUUUUGCGUGCCUUUUUUCUUACUGGUCAGAUUACUUAAGCAGACUGGGUCUUAGCAAACGUAAACUAUGUAGUUAUGUUUGUAAUUUUGCGUUUGCGUUUAUUGAACACUGAUCUUUGCGAAAUCUUGACAAAUCUGUGUACCUACCAACGUCUCACAAAUUUAAAAACACAAACCUCGAGUAGUAUAAUCGUCAUCAACCCAUAUUCGGCUCACUGCUGAGCUCGAGUCUCCUCUCAGAAUGAGACGGGUUAGGCCAAUAGUCCACCACGCUGGCCCAAUGCGGAUUGGCAGACUUCACACACGCAGAGAAUUAAGGUAAUUCUCUGGUAUGCAGGUUUCCUCACGAUGUUUUCCUUCACCGAUUGAGACACCGUGAUAUUUAAUUUCUUAAAAUGCACACAACUGAAAAGUUGGAGGUGCAUGCCCCAGACUGGAUUCGAACCCAAACCCUUCGGAAUCGGAGGCAGAGGUCAUAUCCACUGGGCUAUCACCCCACCCACCCACAGUAUAAUAUAGUACCGAUAUUCUAAUCUUCGAAUAAUAACUUGGCAAUCAAAUAUUGUCGAAUAUACGAGAAUAUAUAUCUGGGCCUUCAAGCAUGUUACUUUUUCUACAUUCUUCUCUCAGAAACUGAAAUUGUAUGGAAAUGACAUUCGUUGUCGAUAUAUCACGUGGUCACUGAUUAACCUACCAAUCGGAUAUGUCAUAGGUAUCCAUACAUUUUUUUUUUUUGCUUUUGAAGCGUUAGCGUAUGUAGAUAGAUUGUGUACCAAUAUGACAAUAUGACACUUGGCUAGAGGUGUUGUAGAUGCUCGGACAUCAAGGUGAUAUUAUGAGGGUAUUUUGUCAAUUUUGAAUUAUGUCGCUACAGAGAUUUGUCAGCAUUACGCGAAGAAUAAAGUAGACUCCGCGCCACGAAAGAAGUCCCGCUACUAAAACCUGAACUAAAAUUAACAGCGUCUUACACAAAUGACAUUAUUGUUAUUUGUGUAAGGCGCUGUUAAUUUACCAAAUGCCAAUGCGCCGCUAUGACAUUAGCGCCGGGUCAGGACUUAUUUCGUGGCGCGGAGUUUAAUGUGUUUAAGAACUAUGAUUACUUUGAAAUGUCGUCAUAGACACAUCGAAAAAUCUUUAAAAGUAUGUUCUGAGACCUUUUUGGUGUGGACCCAGUUUUUGCUCUUUUGAAAUCCUACUUGUAACUUUUUUUUAUCAAUGCUUAUUAUAAAUAUUGUGUUCUGUGUUUAUAUAUGUUCUAGGUAAUAUAAAAUGUUUACAAUCAAAAGUAGUAUACCUACUUUUUACAAAAAUCUCUUUAUGAAAAAAGCUUUUAUAUGUCUUUUUUUUACUACAGUUUUUUAUUUACCUGUUGGUAAGUUGCUUAUUUGUUUUGUAUUUAUAAUGAUUUAAUCAGAAAUUAAUAGUUAUUUCAUUGACAGCGUAAGAAAUUAGGACAUUUUUUACAAUUUUCUAAUACUCAUUUUUUCAAUUGACAGUUAAUUUAUUAAAGUUUUCUAUCUACUUACUGGUAAAUUGCUUACCAACGAUGUAUUUGUAUCUAAAAUUGAUCAUUUUCAACAAAAAAUAUUAUACAUUUCAUGCACAGUACAUUGUUAUGUAUGAUUUACAAAUGACAAUUCGAAGAUUUAUGUAAGUAAGUAUAUUUUAUUUUUCAAAUAUGUAUGCUUGCAUGCUUUUAUCAUGUAAAUACAUAAAAUUAAAUACUAAGGGUAAGCAGUGUGUCUUCGCCAAUCCCUCUAUUUCUCAGCUGUAGUUUUUAACCGACUUCCAAAAAGGAGGAGGUUCUACGUUCGGCUGUAUGUAUGUUUUUUUUUUUUACUAUUUAAUUUAAUGUUUUAUACCUAAGCAUUUGGAACGUUGUCGUAACUAUAAAAAUGAUAAUAUUGAUUUUUUUUUAUGUAACUUCGUUUUUAUUUUUGUAAAUAGAUAAUGCAGGUCAUGUAAUACGAUAUUUUUGAAAAUAUACCAAUAUUUAGAAAGA
Bicyclus anynana (squinting bush brown) is the source of this 16554-nucleotide messenger RNA. RefSeq names its product tyrosine-protein phosphatase 69D (gene Ptp69D). Gene Ontology annotation, biological process: protein dephosphorylation. The transcript is spliced from 24 exons. The record is from RefSeq and is a predicted model, not a curated record. The coding region runs from base 183 to 4532 and encodes 1449 amino acids. Lineage: Eukaryota; Metazoa; Arthropoda; Insecta; Lepidoptera; Nymphalidae. Gene Ontology annotation, molecular function: protein tyrosine phosphatase activity; protein binding.